AAAUAAGGAAAAUCACCUUGUUAAUCUUACUCGGAGAUAGAGACAUUCUGCAGUAUAUAAAACUAAGAAGCAAGGGGCCGGAGAUUUAGUUCAGAGUUACCGUUCCGGCCUCGCAAGCGCAAGGUCUUGAGUUCGAUUCCCCGGUAUCAACAACAACAACAGCAACAACAAAAACCCAAAACAAUAACAACUGUACGGUUAAUGAUUCAAUUUAAAACGUGUUACUAUAAAAGACACAUUGUGAUUGAUCCGUCAGUCGCACAAGGCCCCCGUUCCUGCUACUUUCCGCAGCGGCUCUGGGAGUCCUGAAACCGGAGAAGGGCGCGGCUCUGCGCUCUCUGCUCCCUGAGCCCCGCUGGGCGGGACCGGCCGGAGGUGGCUCUGCUCCCAGGUCCCCGGCCGGCGCAUUCAUGGCCGCUCCCAGCAAGGCAGUGGUUGUUCCCGGGAACGGAGGUGGGGAUGUGGCCACCCAUGGCUGGUACGGCUGGGUAAAGAGGGCGCUGGAGCAGGUACCUGGUUUCCAGUGUUUGGCCAAAAACAUGCCUGACCCAAUUACAGCCCGGGAGAGCAUCUGGCUGCCCUUCAUGGAGACGGAGCUACAGUGUGACGAGAAGACCAUCGUCAUAGGCCACAGCUCUGGGGCCAUCGCAGCCAUGAGGUAUGCAGAGACACAUCGUGUCUAUGCUAUUGUGUUAGUGUCUGCAUACACAUCAGACUUGGGGGAUGAAAAUGAGCGUGCAAGUGGAUACUUCAACCGCCCCUGGCAGUGGGAGAAGAUCAAGGCCAACUGCACUCACAUUGUGCAGUUCGGCUCCACAGAUGACCCUUUCCUUCCCUGGAAGGAACAACAAGAAGUGGCAGACAGGCUGGGGGCCAAGCUGUACAAAUUCACUGACCGCGGCCACUUUCAGAACACAGAGUUCCACGAAUUGCUCAGUGUGGUUAAGUCGAUGCUGCAAGCACCCGUGUAGCCAGGACAGCUCCUGCUACCCUGCAUGCCCGUGGAGGGGGCGAGGGGUGAUACUGUAAGAAUCACUGUAUAACACACAGUUAGGUUCCAGAAGUGCCUGAAGACACAAGUUUCCACAGUCACACUAACAAACAGCAAUUCCAUUUUCUGAAGAGUCAAUCUUCCCAAACUGCUAUGAACCACAGCAGUAUUUCUUCCAUGGAUAAGGGACCUAAGGACAGUUAAUUGUCCUUAUCUGAAGAGAAUGUCAGAAACAGAACCCAGGUUUUCUGAUCUCAGUCCAGAUUUAAACUAGGUAACGUUGGAAAGCUAGCUUUUCCUCAUAGAAAUAAAACAUUUGUUUUAUUAGGGAAAGGAAACGUGAC
Molecule: messenger RNA, 1335 nt
Organism: Fukomys damarensis (Damara mole-rat)
Lineage: Eukaryota; Metazoa; Chordata; Mammalia; Rodentia; Bathyergidae
Gene: Rbbp9
Product: RB binding protein 9, serine hydrolase
Exons: 5
Coding region: 411-971 (186 amino acids)
Molecular function (GO): hydrolase activity
Source: RefSeq, a predicted model, not a curated record